Messenger RNA from Symbiodinium sp. CCMP2456, 798 nucleotides. The record is from the annotation of a GenBank genome assembly. Lineage: Eukaryota; Dinophyceae; Suessiales; Symbiodiniaceae.
AUGCCUCCUGAUUCGAGCGAUGCCGGGAUGAAAGGUGCACUCCUCUCAGCCGUCUUGCCCCUUCUGGGUGCGAGCGCUGGCUAUUACCAGCUCCUUGCGGGUGUGAGGAAGGCACAAGCUGAGGUACCCGGCUGCGAUGGGGACAUAAGCAAGUACACUGCCGUGAGCAGCAUCAUGCUGGCAGUCUGUGCUGUCUACGGAUUCGUCGGGGCUUUUGUCAUCAGCGCUGACCUAGUCAAGGAGCCAGCCUUGCCGGAGAAUUCCGCCUUCGCGGCGGGACUGGUGAACGGCCUGGCUUCUGCCAUCUCCGCCGUGGGCCAGGGCUGCUUUGCAGCGAAAGCUGUAGAGGCGGGAGCUCGUCAGGCAAGCAGCUUCGUUGCCUUUGUCCUCAUCUUGAUCUACAUCGAGGCUUUUGCUCUCUAUGGCCUCGUAGAUAGCCUGGUGAUCGGAGGAGUGGCCCUGGAGACCCGGGUCGAUCUUCAUCCUGGUACUGUGAUGCCCUUUACUUCGGUGUUCCUCCUUGCCACCUUCGGAGGUGUGGUCGGCUCAGCCGUUUCCGGAUAUGCGAUCAUGGAGAUCGUUCCAAUGAGGCCUGAUUUGGCCAUGAAGUCGAUGAUUCCUGUCGUCUUCAACGGUGUUACGGGCAUCUACGGCCUGAUCAACGGCGUCGUAGACACGCAGCCAUGGCCGCCGACGGGUAACGACUGGGCCGCUGGCCUCUUGUACCUCCUCUCUAGUGUCGGCUUGAGCUACUACGGCUACACAGGCGUGAAGGCGCUGGUGGGACCUCACAGUCUC